UCUUUAAUUUUUUUUGGGAAAAUCAUUGGAUGCUCUGUGAUUUUGAUACAAAAUACAAAACGCAAUGUAAUGGUGACCAAGACCUUCAGAGCCAAUUUAAUCUAAUUCUCCGGCUCUUAUCAUUAUCUUUUUUUAGGUUCAAGCAAGGAGAACGUCAUUCAUGUUGCAAGUCUCGUAUAGUUCACACAUAAAAUAAAUUGGUGUCUCUCUAUAAUGUUUCUGACUGCAAUAGUUAUUAUUUGUGGGCUAGUGUACCUGUGGCAAAAGUGGAAUUAUUCAUUUUGGAAGAGAAAUGGGGUUCCUGGGCCAGAACCAUCAUUUCUGGUUGGUAACAUUGGUCAAGUAAUUGCCCAGAAAGAACAUUUGGGCAUUCUGGCUGAUGGUUGGUACAAAAAAUACUCAAAUGUUCCGUAUGUUGGUUACUACAAAGUCGUCAGUCCGGCAAUAUUGAUUCGCGAUGUAGAAUUGGUGAAGAAUAUAUUAAUCAAAGAUUUUACAUCAUUCUUUGAGAAUGAUAUAGCUGAAUCGAGUGAUGAUCCCAACAACUUAUUGUCUGUAAACCCAUUUAUCCAGAAAGAUGAACAGAAAUGGAAAUUAAGUCGUGCAGUGAUGUCUCCCAUGUUCACAACAUCUAAAAUGAAAUCAAUAUUUCCACUUAUGCAGACACCAUGUGAUAAAUUGAUUAAGCAUAUUGAAAGACAGACCACUGAUACGGAUAUUGACUCCAAAAGUCUUUCAGCAAAAUUCACAACGGAGAAUGUUGCUUCUUGUGCUUUCAGUUUAGAAGCCAAUUCCUUUGAUGAUCCAAAAAGUGAAUUUAGGACAAUGGGCAAGAAAAUUUUCCAGCCAUCGUUUUGGAUGGGAAUCAAAUUUAUGAUAAUAUUCCUCCUUCCAUAUCUCGUGAAAAUUUUUUCCGUUCAAUUGCUGAGUAAAGAAGUCGCCCAAUGGGCCAGAAAAUUGAUCAGAGAAAAUGUCGAAUCUCGUCAAAAUAGGAAACUUCCCAAUGAGGAUAUGGUACAAAUAAUGUUGAGUUUUCAGGACAAACACAAUUUGACGCAGGAUCAAGUGGCAGGACAUGCAAUGUCAUUUUUUGUCGAUGGAUAUGAGACUUCAAGUAGUGUUCUUGCUUUUGCACUUUGGCAAGUUGCACGCCAUCGAGACAUUCAAGAUAAACUCCAUGGUGAAAUAGUGUCAGUUUUGGACAAAUAUGAAAACACUUUUUCUUACGAAGCAAUCAAUGAGAUGGAAUAUUUGGAUCUGGUGAUUCAAGAGACACUCCGAAUAAAUAGUAUUGGAUUGACACUGCAGAAAAUAUGUACAAAACCUUAUGUAAUGCCCAAAUUGCCGGGACAGAAGGAGCCAUUAGUGCUACAGCCUGGAACACCAAUUCUCAUUCCAAUAUACGCUAUACACCACGAUCCCGAAAUCUAUCCCGAUCCAGAAACAUUCAAUCCACUGAGAUUUACCGAGGAAGAGCGACAAAAGCGACCAAAAUGCUCAUUCUUGCCUUUUGGUGAAGGUCCAAGAAUUUGUGUUGGAAUGAAAUUUGGUCUUUUGCAGACAAAAUUAGCUCUUGCACAUAUUGUGAGAAAUUUUAAAAUAACCGAAUCACCCAAUUGCAAACCAUUUGCUUUGGAUGUUCGAUCAUUCCUCUACCAAUCACGCGAUGGACUUAUUUUGCGAUUUGAAAAGAGGCAAUCAAAAUGAAGUGCAACAGAAUGGGGAGUAUUUUGAAUAAAAACUUUUUAAAAAUAAAUUAAAAUUUGGUUAGUAAAACCAAAAACACAUUCAACUGGUCAGAUAGUGUCAGUUAUUAAUUUGAAAUGAGCAUUAGAAAUCCAAUUUGAUCGGAAAGAAUCAAUUCUGGUUAAUAAUGGCUCCGGCACACCUUUUAGAUCAGGAAAAUUUCAUGAAGUCGAAAUUCGAAUUCCUGUCUUUCUCACGCGUUUUGUACGUCUAUCUCAUUCUUUCUACUCUUCUUCUUCUUCUUUUAGACAUCGCAACAAAUUCAUUUUAGCUCAAUCAAAUUUGAAGUGCGAAAGAAUGGAUAAACAUAUGCAAAGCGUGUGAGAAAGAAAGAAAUGUGUAUUUUGAUUUCAUGAAAUUUUCCUGAUCUAAAAGGUGUGCCGGACCCAUAAUAAUGUAGAUUUUGGUCAAAAAAAUUAUAAAUUUUGAUUAGUAAGAAUAAAGAUUUCAGUCAGUAGAAAUAUUGUAAUUUUCUAGUUAAUCAAUCAAUUUCGAUCAGUAAAAAAUUCAAUUUUUGUCAGUAAAAGAAUUAAUUUUGUUCAUUAAAAAUUUCAAUUUAGUUCAGGAAGAAUAUCAAUUUUAGUCAAUAGAAAAAUUGAUUUUAGUCAGUAAAAAAACAUUGUUAUCUGUGAAAAAUGCAAUUCUGAUCAGUGAUGCUCAACGCACAAUAUUUUUUGUUUAUAAACAUAGGAAUUUUUCUUUACUUUUUUUUUCUUUACUUUUUUUAUCUUUUUAUUUGUACUUAAAUUUAAACUUCUGAAUUUAUUAACUUCUUCUCUUUUUAAUAAUUUCUUUAUCUCAUUUUUUUCUUUUUUUUCUUUUUUUUUCUUUCACAAUUGUAAAAGGGUUGACCCUAUUUUUGUGAAUAAAUAAAUUAUUAUUAUUAUUAUUAUUAAACAUGUUUUCAAAAUUUCCUAUGAGAUAGAGCGAGAUGACUAAAUCUAGAUCUUAUUCACUCUCAUUGAAAUGUCAAAAACAUGUUUACUAAACAAAACUUUUUGUGCGUUCGGGAUAGGAAUAUUGAUUUUAGUUAAUAGAAACAUCAUUAUUUUCAGUCAGUGAAUGAAUUUUGAAGAGUAAAAAAAUCUAAUUUCGAUCAGUGGAAAAUCGAUUUUGUUCAAUAAAAAAAUAAAUUUUUCUUAGCGAAAAAAAAUAAAAUUGGAUUAGUAAAAAAAUGUCUUUUUGAAUACAAAUUAAAACUAGAGUUAAUUUUACUUUUAAAAGUUUAAAUUAAAAGUCAAUUUAAAAAUUCCUUUUGUGAAUAAAAAAAUAUUUUUAAGA
This is a messenger RNA of Phlebotomus papatasi, 3027 nucleotides long. Its product is annotated as probable cytochrome P450 6a13. NCBI's taxonomy places the organism in Eukaryota, Metazoa, Arthropoda, Insecta, Diptera, Psychodidae. The record is from RefSeq and is a predicted model, not a curated record. Bases 214 to 1707 code for a protein of 497 amino acids. Gene Ontology annotation, molecular function: monooxygenase activity; heme binding; iron ion binding. The transcript has 5 exons.